GUUUCGUGACCGAUUCUCUCAGUGAUGUCUUAAUAAUUCACCCUAGUUGGCAAGUGGCAGAAAUGUUUUAGAGCUAGCCAAAGAACGAAAUUGCAUUCAAGUUCAUAUUUCUGUAUUUGGAUAUUGUGCAAGAUAUCACAACAAUCAGACUGACCAAACUCAUUUGUUUUUUAAAAAGUUAAUUCAUUUACAUAUGACAUGGUUAAGCAGGUCAUUUUCGAAGAAUCACAUAGAAAAUACCUUGAAAAAGUAGCUGUACAAACCAAGUGUACAGCAGGUUUAAUUUUGGGACACAUAACAAGCAACAAAGAUUAUAUUGCAAGCUUUAUAAGAUGUCCAUCUCCGACUGAUGGUGAAAACGUUAAGCAAUGGAAUGGUGUCAAAGACGUUGAAGGUUCUUGGGUGGCUGGUCAUUCAGCACAAAUAAUUUCGAGUCUACCUGGAGGUAUUAAUAUUGUUGGUGUAUUUUUGAUUGCACCGACUGAAGAAGCAAAACAAGUAUCAGAAAAACUGAAGCAAAUUGUUUAUCAAGCGUACAAGCUUGUAUCAAAAACAUUCAGUGAAGUAGACAAUUAUCUCCAGGAUUCAGAUGAAUCUUUAUUUUGGACAGUUAUGCAUGUUGAUGUCAAAAAUGGUUUGGUUGCUUCUUGUCGUCAAUAUGAUGUAAAAGACAACAAAGAUAUCGGUAGGCCUAUGGAUCUGAAAAUAGUUGAUGCUCCAAUACAGUGGGAAUGCUGUCAAACAACCUUGAAUAUCAAUAAAGUUAAAUCAGAAAGAGUUCUAACCCAAUGCAUUUCUGCCGAUAUUUUUAAAUCUAUGUUGAAACUUUUUCAAGACCAGGUGAAAAAUGCUAUUGUUACUAUAGAACAGAAACACAGAGUUGAAACAGAUGUACUAAAUCCUUCAUCCACUAGCAAUCACUCUGCAAAAGGGUCUAAGAAAAAGAAACCUGUCGUUAAGUCACAAUCGGCAAAAACAGUGUCAUGUCAAAUUUUCAUCCCAACCUCUUUACAGAUAGAAAAUCCUGAUUUGUACCAUAGUCUUCAGGUUUGUGGAAGCAUUACAGCAAAAGCAUAUUUGCCUCCAAACUCAACAGUAGGACAAGCAGUGAUAGCACUUAAAAGAGAUAUUCUGCAGUCUAUUCACCAAAGAAUUGAAAUAUUAUCUGAGGAUCCAAUUGACCUAUCAGGUGGGGAACAAAAAAUAUCAGUCUCUUUUCCGCGAAGAGUAUUUGCAAGUAAUGGCCAAAAUGAAACUAUUUUGUAUUCGGAUUAUAUACUACAUGAUGAGCCUUUGAACGACUGCUUGGAAAGAUUUAAAGACAAUUUAGAUAUGGAGUUGCAAUCCAAUGAACUUAGUAUGGAAAACUCUUUUGAAAAGUUCAAACCAGAACGAGAUUGCUCUCAGGGUGAAGCCAUCGAGAGCGAGAUGGAAGGAAUACAUGAAGGGGCGAGUAAAACUAAUGCUGUUAUUGCUCUUGUGGCAACAGCUGUAGCAUUCUUAGGGUGGAUAUUCUCUGGGCUUGUUAUAAAUGAAAAUUAAGAAUUUGUCAAUUCUUCGCUCUCAAAUGUCAAACAAUGAUCAUUACUUGGGAGAUCUGUGCAGGCAUCAGCAUGCUGUAAUUUGCAACGAGAUUAUGCCCAAAUAGGGUGAGGGAGUAGAAUUUCCAGAUAAUUGAAUUUUUUUCUUUCGCAUUUCUUUUAAUAGAUAUAUGUAGUGGUGGUGUGGUUGCAAGAUUACAGUGAAAGUGCAAUAAAAUUAUAUGGUGAAAUAAAUUGUUCUACAUCUGGAUGUCA
Styela clava is the source of this 1796-nucleotide messenger RNA. Its product is annotated as protein odr-4 homolog. NCBI's taxonomy places the organism in Eukaryota, Metazoa, Chordata, Ascidiacea, Stolidobranchia, Styelidae. The record is from RefSeq and is a predicted model, not a curated record. Gene Ontology annotation, biological process: intracellular protein localization. Gene Ontology annotation, cellular component: endomembrane system.